This is a messenger RNA of Microdochium trichocladiopsis, 332 nucleotides long. RefSeq lists its product as uncharacterized. The record is from RefSeq and is a predicted model, not a curated record. The annotation marks the transcript as partial. The transcript has 2 exons. NCBI's taxonomy places the organism in Eukaryota, Fungi, Ascomycota, Sordariomycetes, Xylariales, Microdochiaceae.
UCUCUGCUCCCCUUCUUCGCCGCUGCUCCUCUUCCUCCUUUCUGCUCCUGUCUGGUCCGUCCGUCCCUGCUUGGCCCCCUCUUCGCAAGGUCUUCGACAAGUAUCCGGCGUCGUGUGCUCCUUCCUGCAUCCCCUGAGCUGUGCCUUUGCGUGGCAGUCUCGUCCACUCCUUAGCACACAAGCGCCUACAUACAGCCAGCUUGGAAGUAUUCACCAGCAACGUCGAGCAUCUCCUGCUCGAUCAACUCGCUGCUAGACCACCUAAUUCGCCCUAAUUGCCGACGUCCUGCCUCGAAGACAUGCCCCGAAGCAUCAAGAAUCCUUUCACCAAC